Molecule: messenger RNA, 1613 nt
Organism: Caenorhabditis elegans
Lineage: Eukaryota; Metazoa; Nematoda; Chromadorea; Rhabditida; Rhabditidae
Gene: slc-36.1
Product: Amino acid transporter transmembrane domain-containing protein
Exons: 13
Coding region: 7-1374 (455 amino acids)
Biological process (GO): L-alpha-amino acid transmembrane transport
Cellular component (GO): membrane
Source: RefSeq, marked reviewed
CGAAAAAUGGCGAAUCCUGCCAGAGACGGCUAUCAGGAAUUUGAUAAUGAGCCGGAGGCCCCCGGAGAUACAGAGGUACAGACACCACGAAGAAAUACAGUUUCCGAGGACACAUCGUUAUUUCAAGAUCGUCUUCCGACAGAAAAUUCGUUGACUCCGGAGCAGGCAUUCAUCCACAUGGUCAAAGCAAUGUUAGGAACCGGAUUAUUGUCCCUUCCGCUAGCUUUCAAGCAUUCUGGGCUUUUUCUCGGAUUAAUUCUCACAGUGCUCAUCUGCCUGAUAUGUUUAUAUUGCAUGCGGCAGGUCGUUUUUGCCGCUCAUUUUGUGUGUAACAGAAAUGGUCGAGAUCUCAUCGAUUAUGCGAAUAUUAUGCGAGGCGCCGUGGAAAUGGGACCACCGUGGAUAAAGCGGAAUGGAUACUUCUUCAAACAACUUGUAAAUGUAAAUAUGUUCAUCUCUCAACUGGGCUUCUGCUGUGUAUAUUUUGUGUUUAUGGCCGAUAAUUUGGAGGAUUUUUUCAACAAUAACACGUCAAUUCAUUUGUCAAAAGCAGUUUGGAUGCUUCUGCUCCUUAUUCCGAUGCUCUCAAUUUGUUCAAUUCGUCGUCUUUCAAUUCUUGCUCCAUUUGCAAUGGCUGCAAAUGUUGUCUACGUGGUUGCAGUUGCCGUUGUUCUGUUUUUCUUCCUUUCAGAUCUCCGGCCAAUUUCUUCUCUCCCGUGGUUCGGAAAAGCCACGGAUUUGCCACUUUUCUUCGGAACUGUAAUGUUCGCGUUCGAAGGAGUCGCUGUGAUAAUGCCAAUUGAAAAUCGAAUGCAAUCUCCACAUGCGUUCAUUUCUUGGAAUGGAGUUUUGAACUCAUCCUGCCUUGUCGUUCUCGCGAUUUUCAGCGUUACUGGAUUCUAUGGAUAUUUAUCACUUGGAAAUGAUGUCAAAGACACAGCUACCCUCAAUUUGCCAAUGACACCAUUCUAUCAAACGAUAAAAUUAAUGUUUGUGGCGUGCAUCAUGAUCUCCUAUCCUCUUCAAUUCUAUGUGCCAAUGGAAAGAAUCGAAAAAUGGAUUACUAGAAAGAUUCCCGUCGAUAAACAAACAUUGUACAUCUACAUUGCCAGAUAUUCCGGAGUUAUUUUGACUUGUGCAAUAGCUGAGCUUAUUCCUCAUUUGGCUCUUUUCAUCUCAUUAAUCGGAGCAUUUUCUGGAGCUUCAAUGGCUCUUCUCUUCCCUCCGUGCAUUGAACUUUUGACAUCCUACGCGAAAAACGAGUUGAGCACUGGAUUAUGGAUCAAAAAUAUCGUUCUUCUCACUUUUGCCUUUAUUGGAUUCACAACGGGAACCUAUAGUGCACUUAUCGAAAUUGCAAAAACUUUUGCAUAGAUUUAAAUAUCUAUAAUAUUUAAAUAUUUUCAGCGUUUUAGCUGGAAAUUCCCAGAAUUUUAUUGCACCUUUAUGGAAUUUUUUGGAAUUUUUUUUUGUAUAUUUCGUGUCCUUCCUUGUCGGUUGUUCAAUUUGUGAUGAUGAUUUUUUCAUAUUUUUGCGGCAUUUUUUUUUCAUUUUCGUUUCAUUCCCGAAUAACAUGUACUAUUUAUUUUGUUAAUAAAAUUCGAGCUUCUGUG